Pan troglodytes (chimpanzee) is the source of this 2054-nucleotide messenger RNA. It is a transcript of the gene HEXIM2, whose product is annotated as HEXIM P-TEFb complex subunit 2. The transcript has 4 exons. Gene Ontology annotation, molecular function: cyclin-dependent protein serine/threonine kinase inhibitor activity; 7SK snRNA binding. The record is from RefSeq and is a predicted model, not a curated record. Lineage: Eukaryota; Metazoa; Chordata; Mammalia; Primates; Hominidae. Gene Ontology annotation, biological process: negative regulation of cyclin-dependent protein serine/threonine kinase activity; negative regulation of transcription by RNA polymerase II. Bases 963 to 1823 code for a protein of 286 amino acids. Gene Ontology annotation, cellular component: nucleus; nucleoplasm; cytoplasm.
CAAUCUUUAAGAAGCUGCUACAGCUAUAAUGUAAGGUUAAGAGUUUAUUCUUUCAAAGCAGGUCUCCUCAUCUCUUAAACGCUAUACAUAUGAAAUAGAUAAAAACUGGUUUCUUUUUUGGUAGCAUUUAGGAUCUACAAAAGCGAUCCUUCAAUUACUUGCAAUUUCAAAAAAUUGAGGUUACCUAGUAACAAUGCACCAGUAGAACACAAAAUACUCUGAUUUUGUUUAGUCUGUGGGAAAAGAAAAAUCUUUAAACUGGAAAGAUUUUGUAGUCUUACAAAGAUUACAUUGGAAUUGGAAUUACUGUAGUUCGUUUUUCCCUCUAGGAGGGCAGCCAUUUCUCUAAAAGUUUUGUAAAAGUUAAGACUAGGAUUUCAAAAUGCAAGCAGAUGUUGAUGAAGCAUACGAAAUGGGCAACUCCAUUUCUAUUUCGGAGCCGCAGCGACUCCGACUUUGUGCCCCAACCCUGUAAAGGGCAAAACCUCAUCCCUUCGGUGUAAACUUUCAAGAGAAGUGGGGCAGCACAUUUUAGGCGUUUCACCAAGAGGCUGGCGACAUGCUAGGUCAGGUUGUCCGGAGAAUCAGGGCUGAAUGGGAGAGAUCUUGAGGGCAAGAGCCUCAGAGACCUUCAGGCACCGAGCUCGUGAAGGUUUCCACGUGCCCCUCUCUAGCUGCUCCCAGGGGGAAUUAGUGGUUGCUACAGUAGUUUAAGAGGGCCGUGGUUUUUCGCAACCCGGGCGGCGAGAUGGCGCUUUGGUGUAAGCGAGGAGGACAGUACAGGACAUGAGUCCUGGUGAGGGACCCGAGGAGCAGGACAGAGAAGACGGCCCCUGAAUCCCAUUUGGCCCCUUGCUGGCUGGAGGUGUGAAAACCAGCGGUGGAGGCAGCCUUCGGGGCCUGCAUUUGAGAAUAAGGGUGUCACUAGUUCCAGGCGUCUGCUGAAAGAUUUGGAACGGAAGAUGAUGGCCACUCCGAACCAGACCGCCUGUAAUGCAGAGUCACCAGUGGCCCUGGAGGAGGCCAAGACCUCUGGUGCCCCGGGGAGCCCCCAAACACCCCCUGAGCGUCAUGACUCUGGUGGUUCCCUGCCCCUGACACCGCGGAUGGAGAGCCACUCAGAGGAUGAAGAUCUUGCUGGGGCUGUCGGUGGCCUGGGCUGGAACAGUAGGAGUCCCCGGACCCAGAGCCCAGGGGGCUGCUCAGCGGAGGCUGUGCUGGCCCGGAAGAAACACCGUCGGCGGCCAUCGAAGCGCAAAAGGCACUGGCGACCCUACCUGGAGCUGAGCUGGGCUGAGAAACAACAGCGGGAUGAGAGGCAGAGCCAGAGGGCCUCCCGGGUCCGCGAAGAGAUGUUCGCCAAAGGCCAGCCCGUGGCCCCCUACAACACCACCCAGUUCCUGAUGAAUGACAGAGACCCGGAGGAGCCCAACUUGGAUGUGCCCCAUGGGAUCUCCCACCCAGGUUCCAGUGGGGAGAGUGAGGCCGGGGACAGUGAUGGGCGGGGCCGAGCGCACGGUGAGUUCCAGCGGAAGGACUUCUCUGAGACUUACGAACGCUUCCACACCGAGAGCCUGCAGGGCCGCAGCAAGCAGGAGCUGGUGCGAGACUACCUGGAGCUGGAGAAGCGGCUGUCGCAGGCGGAGGAGGAGACUAGGAGGCUGCAGCAGCUGCAGGCGUGCACCGGCCAGCAGUCCUGCCGCCAGGUGGAGGAGCUGGCUGCCGAGGUCCAGAGGCUCCGGACCGAAAACCAGCGGCUUCGUCAGGAGAACCAGAUGUGGAACCGAGAGGGCUGCCGCUGUGAUGAGGAGCCGGGUACCUAGGGGUGCCUCCCAGCCUGGUGGACCCAAGGAGAAGGUCCCAUUUCGUGCACACUCAGGCCAGCUGGGUCUCAAGGAGGCAGGUGGCAGAUGAAAACCACCGUCAACACCCUGUGCGCCCGGAGAACAGCUAAAUCGGUUCAGACUCCCACCUCACCGUUUCCAUAGUUGGCUCUUUUGUGUCAUCUUACCCUUUACAGAGAAAUUAAAUGGCCUUGGUGGGACCAAAUGGGA